Molecule: messenger RNA, 7770 nt
Organism: Cebus imitator (Panamanian white-faced capuchin)
Lineage: Eukaryota; Metazoa; Chordata; Mammalia; Primates; Cebidae
Gene: TMEM245
Product: transmembrane protein 245
Exons: 18
Coding region: 29-2671 (880 amino acids)
Source: RefSeq, a predicted model, not a curated record
GCCCCUCGGCGGCGGCUGCGGCGGAGGCAUGAUGGCCGAUGGCGGCGGCCCUUCAGAGGAGCCCGGCACUCGGGGCUCUCCCGGGCCGGCGCCGCGGCUUCCGCGCGCGGUUGGGCCGAGUGGCGGUGGCGGAGAGACCCCGCGGACUGCGGCGCUGGCGCUGCGCUUCGACAAGCCCAUCAAGCAGGCCUUUUACAACACCGGGGCCGUGCUGUUUGUGUGCCUGUGUUGCGGCGCCGCGGUGCUGGUCUACUUCAUCCUAGAGGCCUUCCUGCGGCCGCUGCUUUGGGCGGUGCUGUGCGGCACCUUCUUGCAUCCCUUCAAAAGCUCGCUGACGCGCCUGGGCCGCCACUGGCUUCAGCGCCUGCACCGCGCGCACACGCCCAUCGUGCUGGCUGCGCUGCUGCUGCCGCUCUGCUUCGUCGACUACGGCGUCGAGGCCCUGGGCGAGCAGGCGCUGCGCCGCCGCCGCCUGCUCUUGCUGCUCGGCGCCGGCGGCCCGCUCCUGUACGGCCUCUACUGCCUCGGCAGCUACCUGGGCGUGCAGGUGCUGCUGGUGCACGCCGCGGCGCUCAUCUGCCGCGGGCUGGACUACUUCAGCAGCCUGUGGAUCUGGACGUUGGUGGUUGGCUAUGUGUUGACUGUUUCAUUCAAGUGGAAUGCAAGCACUGAACGCUACUUGAGAGCAAUUUCAAUUCCUGUCUGGAUUAUAUUGCUUUUUCAUUUAGCAUCCCUGGCUGGCUCAUGGAGAAUUCCAGUAUUCCUGGUUAUUGUUUUCCUGAUGUCUGUGGGCACCCUCUAUGAAAAACAGAAUGAAAAAGAGUCUUCUGGGGCAGAGUUACCAGGGCAGGUUAUCUCCAUGGCAGCUUCUACUCUGGCAAACUUGGCCAUCUCUAUCACAGGGUAUGAAUCAAGCAGUGAAGACCAGCUCUCCACUCAGCCUGCAGAAGCAGUGGACAGGGAAGAAUCCCCUCCAACAUUAUCUACCUCCCCUUCACCCUCCUCCCCUUCACCCACUUCCCCUUCACCCACUCUGGGCAGACGAAGGCCCGAAAUAGGAACGUUUCUUAGAAAGAAGAAAACUAGUGACAUCUACUUCGUGUCUCUGGUCUGGGCCAUUGUCGUCGUGCAGAUCUGGUUGAACCUGUGGAUUGUGCAGUUGCUGCCAGUGCCGAUUGCAGUCUGGAUACUGAAAAAGCUUGUCAUUCACUUUGGAGUUGUGGACUUCCUGGAGAAACACUACCAUGUGUGGUGGGGUAUUAUAGAAAGCUUCCUGAAGGAGCGGCAGGGAGCUCUCGCGCCUUGGCCCAUUGUUGGGCUUGGAAAAUUCUUGUUAAAAGUUGAUAGCAAGCUCUGGCACUGGCUAAAUAAGAAGAUGAUCAUCUGGUUGGAGAAGAUGUUAGAUAAAAUAAUUAGCAUUUUCAUCAUAUUUUUGUUAGUGAUAGGAACUCUUCUUUUAGCCCUACUCCUGACUGCAAAGGUACAUCAAGAGAGUGUACACAUGAUUGAAGUCACAAGUAAUUUGAUUAAUGAAACUCUAGCAAAUCACCCUGAGUGGGCAAAUUGGCUUCCUGAAGCUCAGGUAGUCCAAAGAGCCCUGAAUUCUGCAGCCAACAAUGUGUACCAGUAUGGACGAGAAUGGAUAACUCACAAGCUCCAUAAAAUUCUAGGAGAUAAGGUGAACAAUACUGCUGUAAUUGAAAAGCAAGUACUAGAACUUUGGGACAGACUGUAUCACUCUUGGUUUAUAAAGAAUGUAACACACUCUGGAAGGCACAAAGGACAGAAGCUGCAUGUCAGUCGUCAGAAUAGCUGGCUGGGAGACAUUCUGGACUGGCAGGAUAUCGCUUCCUUUGUUCACGAGAACAUUGAGACAUUUCUUUCGAUCUUGGAGUCUUUGUGGGUUGUUAUGAGCCGAAAUGUGAGCCUGCUGUUCACCACUGUCACUACACUCCUGACCAUCCUCUUCUACAGCGGGACGGCCCUUCUCAAUUUUGUACUUUCUCUGAUAAUUUUCCUGACCACCCUAUUUUAUCUGUUAAGUUCCAGUGAUGAGUACUACAAGCCAGUGAAGUGGGUGAUAAGCCUGACUCCACUAUCUCAGCCUGGUCCUUCUUCUAAUAUUAUUGGCCAGUCUGUGGAAGAAGCUAUCAGAGGGGUGUUUGAUGCUUCCCUCAAAAUGGCUGGCUUCUAUGGAUUGUACACCUGGCUGACUCAUACUAUAUUUGGCAUCAAUAUUGUCUUCAUACCGUCAGCGUUAGCAGCAAUCCUUGGAGCAGUGCCGUUCCUGGGGACAUAUUGGGCAGCAGUACCUGCAGUUCUAGACCUGUGGCUGACACAAGGGUUAGGAUGCAAGGCCGUUUUACUGUUGAUUUUUCAUCUCUUGCCAACAUACUUUGUAGAUACUGCAAUCUACUCUGACAUAUCAGGAGGUGGCCAUCCUUACCUGACAGGCUUGGCAGUGGCUGGCGGAGCAUACUACCUAGGCCUGGAAGGUGCAAUCAUCGGGCCCAUUCUUCUCUGCAUACUUGUGGUUGCUUCCAAUAUCUAUAGUGCCAUGCUAGUGAGUCCCACGAAUUCGGUACCCACGCCAAACCAGACCCCAUGGCCUGCUCAGACUCAGCGGACUUUCCGUGACAUUUCUGAAGAUCUGAAAUCUUCAGUAGGUUGAGAUGGUUUCCUCUGCAGUAAUUUUUCUUGGAAGUUCAAACUUGACAGUGAGUUCAGCCCAGCUGUGGCCUUCUGCCCUUUCAGCUGUGCCUAGCAAGCAGAACCCAGGAAAGAAGCAGAAGCCUCCUGGCCUUAUAUACACAAUGUCUGGAUAAGAGAGAACUUGCUACGGGCUGCUUUGUAUUUUAAAACACAACUUGAGAGUUCAGAAUUGGUGGUUUGCUCACUUAACUCUUGCUAAGAUGGCUUGAAAAGUUUCAUUUUAUACACUGGUUCCAUGGCUUGAAAUUUUUCCACUUUGGUUACCUGUAUUAUGUAUUUAUAAAGUUAUUUUAAGAACUCUAAACUACCUGCUGUUAAAAGAAUAUAUGGUGUAAUUUUUUUCUUGGUUUAAGAAAUCUAUUGUUAAACUUUUCUAAGACAGCCACUUUUCAAGGAAGAGGGCUUUCACUUUUGAACGUGUAGUUGAAUGAGGAAAAAUGAGUCUUCUACCCUUCUCACACAAUGUAUGGUACCCUCUUUAAGAAAGAAUAAAUCAUAAGUGUAAGGAUGAGGUGGCUUAUUUGAUGUUCAGUUUUAUGUUGUAACCCUAGAAGAUACAAAGACUGAAGCUCUUCCUCCUCUUCCUUUUCUCUUCAUGCUCUGUUACACUAUUGCAAAAUUCUAAAAUGUGGCUGACUGCAUCGAAGCGAAAUACUUAUUAAGCUGCCAUGAAAGGUAACAGUAUGAUAAAAUUUAUGCUGUUAUUAGGUUUUCUCCUUCCAGAUGUUUUAAGUGAAAAAUCUCAGGUGUAGCAAUACUCUGAUUUGUUAAAUGUAUCCCUGUUUCAUUAUUUGGAACUCUGCUAAUAAGUUAGUUUUCAGCAGAAUUUUAUAUUUAUGUAGUAUUUUCCCAACUCUUAGCACUGUGCCUUGCACAUGACUCUGAAUGAAUGCUCGUUGAAUUGAAUUGCAACUUUAAAAAAUCUCAAAUAUCACAAUAACCAGCAUAGUGCUUUACAUUUUACAAAGUCCUUUUGCAUAUAUUAUUUCACAAAUAUGUCACAUCAGCUUUCAUAUGACUUUAUAUUAUUUAACAUCAGUUUUACACAGAUGGGGAAGCUAAGGUUUAGAAAAGUGACCAACUCAAAGUUGUAAGUUUUGUAGGAUUCGGCCUCCGAUCUUUGACUCCAUUGUCUGAGACUCUGUUGCACCAGUGUUUCUUCUAAAUAUUGUAUGCAGUUUUCCCAGUGUUAUGAAAUAGCUGUUGCUAUCCAUUUGUUAUGAAUGAAGACUUGUCCUAUAGUAUAUGACAGGGCUGGGAGUGGACUGUUGCUCUUAACUGAACCCUUGCUACUGUUUAAAACAAUCAUCAGGCCUAUCCUCUUGUCCCAAGGGAAUGUGGAGGAGAAAAGGGUUCUCGGCCAGGCUGUAGGUGGUGGCUCACGCCUGUAAUCCCAGCACUUUGGAAGGCCAAGGCGGGUAAACCACUUGAGCCCAGAGGUUUAAGAUUAGCUUAGGCAACAUGGUGAAACCCCGUCUCUACAAAAAAUUAGUCGAGCCUGGUGGUGUGCCUAUAGUCCCAGCUACUCAGGAGGCUGAGGUAGGAGGAUCACCUGAACCCAGGAGGUUGAGGCUGCAGUGAGCCAAGAUGGCGCCACUGUACCCCAGCCUGGGUGAGAGAGUGAGACUCUGUCCCAAAGGAAAAAAAGUGCAGGUGGUUCUUAAGUGUUGAAGAUUUCCUUUUUGGAAAGUAUUUAAAGGUAGAAAUACUAAUAAUUUUUUCUAAAACAUUUCUGUAAGAAGCCACUGAUAAUUAUAAUUAGCUUAAAUUUAUUCUUACACUACUUAAGACAAAUUUCAUUUAGAAAAGGCUACCAUGAGGUCUUCUGACUAUAUGCAGUAGACUACAUACAGAUCUCAUUUCUGUUAUGAAUCCUUUAGCAAUUAUAGUCAACUAUUCCACUAAGUAUUAGAUUUGGUCACUUAGUAACUCAUUCUCUUCUUUAGUCAAUCGUUCCUUCACUAAAACAUUUCUUGAGAAUUUGGUAAACACUAGGCUCCAUGCCAGACACUGUACAAGGUGAUGGAGAUUGCUCAUCAGAAGGCCUCUUGCUCUUAGCCAGAUCGUAUGUAAUACUAAAUUUAAAUUUUUUGCAUUAAAAGGCUAAAAAAGAAAUGAAGUUUGUUUUUGUUAUAUAGAUUAUUUAUAGCUGUAAUUAGCACAUAUUCAUGAGACAUAUAUACAAUGAGUUACUAUGCAUAUACAAAGUGCUUUUAGCUAUAUAAAGUGAUAUUGCAAAAAACUAGAGUUAAUGUUUUUGUUGCUAGGGGAUAAUUAUUAGCAUAAAUAUCAGGUUCUUAGAGGGCUUUAAGAGAAUAAAGCUACCAAAAUUAGCAGCAAUGUUGUAAUAUUACCCCGAAAUAUCAGGAGCAGAGGUGCCCUAGAGUGCUUUACAGCCAUGAUCAGGAAACUUGAACUGCCCCAUUGCUACAGCAACAGCGUAAGGACUAGGAAGGCCAACCAGCUGGGGAGGUCAUCUUGGAACCCUCUGAACCAGAAAGAAGCAUCUCAGCAUGAUUCCUCAGAUGCAGUGAGGAAAGAUUACAGAAUUUUCACAGGGCAACAGAGAUCAAGUGGUAUGAAAAGGAAGGAGUUUUAAGCUCAAGUCUAACAGAUAACCUGCCUUUAGACUCAGUCAGAAUUUGACCCACAAAGAGGAAUUUUCUCCAGGAACAGAUAGGACAUUGAUGAAGGAGAAGUCACUUCAGUAAAAACCGAGUACGGAAAUCUCUCAUAAUAUCUUGCAUUUUGUAGAUUUAUUAAAGAUUAGUUUCAAGUUCACGUUCACUAUUCAGUUGUAAACUGAAUGGACGGGAGGGCAGAAAAUACAAGCUCUCCACAGAGGUAUACUCCUUUCUUAGCUGAGAGAGAAGAAAGCAUGGGAUUUUCAGCAUGAAUUCCAUGUCAUGUGAGUGCUGUUUGGGUUCAAAAGUACUCUCAGUGUCUGUUCCUGAAAGUGAUCUCUGUCAGACCACCUUACAUGCCGGUCUUAGUUAUUUUUAAAAUUGUGAGGUUUCUUCACACCUUCUUUGAUAAGAAGUGGUUAGCUGGCAGAGUUUUCCCUUGAAAUGGCUUGCAGAUGAGAUCUUCUGGCUCACCUUGAUCUUAACAUGAAACCAUUGUGACCUAUCUGGACUCCCUAGGACCUGUGGUUUCCAUUUGGGUUAUGUUAGUGUCUAAGGAGUGUGUCAGUACUGGGCAAGAAAUACUCAGAAAUUCACGCCAUGUGGGGUUAGAUUAGAGCAAAGUAAUUUAGGUGAGCUAUCCAGAGCUUUCAACCUCAGGGUUUGUAGGAGGAAAAAAAAAAAAAAAAAAAAACACUUAGGACUUCUCAUAUUCUAGCCCUGACCUUGCAGUGUCCUCUGAGGGGCCUCCUAAGACCCUUACAAGAAUAUUACAGUAGGGCUUUGUGCAUUUUACAGUGGAACUAGCCUCUGGCAGCAUACUUCAAAUGCUAGUUCCAGCUAAAAACAAAUGAUUUUAAUUUUUAUUAGUUUCUUGUCUUUCAACUUUCUGCCAUCAAAAUAUAUUUAUUUUAUUACUUACUGAUUAUGGGGAACCUGCAAAAAAAAAAAAUACCUGCUGUCUGCAGCCACUGAUUGGUUAUUUUUGAUAGUUUAAGAUAAUUAUAAAUCAAGUUGUUCUUUCUACUAGAGUUAUAGAAAUUCUGUGCUAGAAUGGGCCUUCUACAAUGAGGUGGUCCUGUCAUUUUCUAGAGAAAGACACAAAUUCAUAGGUUUGAGUGGCUUGUCUGACAUAGCCCUACAGCCAGUUGGUAACAGAAUUCAGAGUAAAAUAGAGUUCUUUUUUUCUGUCAGUCCAUGUUCUACUUCUCUUUCCUUGUCCUCAUGGUUAAGCAGCUUUUGGCAAAAUGUGUUCCUUAUAGCAGUAGUUUGAAGAGAUGUUAAUAGAUGUAAGAGAAAAAAAAGUAUGUGUGUGGGUGAUUCCAUGGUCAAUUAAAAUGAAGGAAUGCUGAGUUUGUUUCCUUUCUGUAAAGUUUUGAACAUGCUAUUACACAUUGUGAAUUUAUAAGAGGGGACAGAAACUGUGUUUGACCUUAGACUGCACUUCUCCAUUCCUCAGAGCAUCUCAAAGGACUUUGGGAAACAUGGCCCUCGAUCAGGUUUACAGCUCUUUGGGAAGACAUCCCUAUGGAAAUACUGAAUGGCAGACCUGUUACGGUGGUACCAUGCAGUCUGUAAUAAAUCUUGAAGUUUAGUGAGUUACUAGAAAGCAAGCAUAUUUGCUGUUCAGAGCUAUACUUAAGGUAUAGAGAUUCUUUUCCACCUGUGGUGUGUAAAAUCAGUAUUUGUGUUUAAUUUUGCAGGUUUUUCAAGGAUCAACUAAUGUGCAAAUACAGUGGUGAUAUAUUGAUAUUACAUUUUAAUGCUUUUGUAUGGCACUUAUAGUUUUCAGACACCUUUUGUAACAGCCCUGUGAGAUAGACAAUAUUAUUCUUGUUGUACAGAUGAGGGAACUCUGGAGGCUCUGAAAAGUUGUUGGUGAUACUCCCCUAAGUUUAUGUCACAAAAUGAUGGAGCCAGAAUUCAGUUGCAGAACUUCUGACUCCAAGUCCAGAGUGCUUUACUAGACACCUGGUUCCUUACUAGCUUUCUGCCCGCUUUAUAUUUUACAGUGAAAAGUAUGGAAGCAAAUCCUGAUCAUUUUGGCUUGUUUUCAAAUACGACUUCUUUUUUAUUGCAGUGACCCAGCAGAUGUCAGUCUCAUUGUAGCCAUCCCAAAAACCCUCCUUUGCCCUUUGCAGUGCCACUUAUUUAGGUGACUGAAAUGUAUUUCAAAUACCAUUUGCUUUUGAACUAAGACUGGAUAUAGAGUUGUAAUUGCUUACAUAACUUUUUGAAAAUGUGUCAUCUCUGGGUUCUCAGGCAAAGGAAGACAACUUGAAAGUAAAGAAUAUUCGAAUAUAACAGUAAAUAUUCUCUAUUCUCACACAAAUGCUGUUUCUUAGCUUUAACUUGCUUUGACAACCUACUGAUGUAACUUCUUUGUAAAUGUGAAAAAUUAUAUUUUGAAAUAAAAUUACUAGUGUUGAAUGAA